This is a messenger RNA of Dermochelys coriacea (leatherback sea turtle), 1677 nucleotides long. Its product is annotated as GTP-binding protein Rhes-like. The transcript has a single exon. Gene Ontology annotation, molecular function: GTPase activity; GTP binding. The coding region runs from base 255 to 881 and encodes 208 amino acids. Lineage: Eukaryota; Metazoa; Chordata; Testudines; Dermochelyidae. The record is from RefSeq and is a predicted model, not a curated record.
UGAGGGAGUGUGGAGACAGCAGUGAUUGAGAUCCUGCCCGGAGAAGUUUGCAGGCCACUCGAGAGUAGCAACAACUUGGAGAGAGGUGUGCAGAGCUCAUCCAUGAAAAGCGAGGGAAACAUCAGGCUCUGAGCUGCAGAGGAAGGAGCCCUGCAACCCUGGGUUGCAGACAGAUCAGAGGCACCCAAAGCUUUAGCCAAAGUUGGAUUUGUAGCUUUCCUCCCACAAAGCCCCUAGAGCUCCAGUGUGCAGCCAUGUCCCUGGCAGUGAAGGAGAAGAACCACGUGCGUCUGGUCUUCCUGGGUGCGGCAGGCGUGGGCAAGACGGCCCUGAUCCGCCGCUUCCUGCUGGACACUUUUGAGCCCAAGCACCGGCGGACAGUGGAAGAGCUGCACAGCAAGGAGUACGAGGUGAGCGGGGCCACCAUCAAGGUAGAGAUCCUGGACACCAGUGGCAGCUACUCCUUCCCGGCCAUGCGCAAGCUGUCCAUCCAGAACAGUGAUGCCUUUGCCCUGGUCUAUGCAGUGGAUGACACAGAGUCCUUCGAGAGCAUCAAGAGCCUGCGGGAGGAGAUCCUGGAGGUGAAGGAAGACAAGUUUCCCCCCAUCGUGGUGGUGGGCAACAAGGCGGAGGCCAACAGAGAGAGACAGGUGCUGACUGAGGAUGCCCUGUCUCUGGUGGAGCUGGACUGGAACAACUGCUUCCUGGAAGCAUCGGCCAAGGAAAAUGAGAAUGUGGUGGAAGUCUUCCGGGAGCUGCUGCAGCAAGUCAACCUGCCCAGCCGGCUCAGCCCGGCACUGCGCAGGAGGAGGGAGACCUUCCCAAAGGAGAACGCACUCAGACCACCCAUGAACAAGACCAACAGCUGCACUGUUUGCUGAGCUGGGCCAGGCCAGGAGGAGGAGCAGUAGCAGGAUGGACUUGAAACUCAGGUGGGCUGGGUAGAGAUGAGGCUGCAGCCACUAAAGUGGCACCCCUCCCCCUCCUAUUCCUUAUCCAGCCUGCUAAGACUGUUAAACUUGUAGAUCAAAUGAGGCAGGGGCCCGAGUCACUUUGACUCAGCUGACCGGCAUCUGCGGAGGAGGAGUGACUGACCCACAGGGAGCGUUCAGCAGCAGUCUCCGAAAGGAAAGGCAGGAACUGGGCGUGCCUAAGACACUGAAGUCUGUCUUCAUGGCGCUACAUGGGGGAUGGGGGGGCCUGUGUAGCAAGGGACAGGGGCAGAGAGGAGAGAGAGAGAGAGAGAGAGAGAGAGAGAGAGAGAGGGUUCAGUUAGGAAGCGUGUUGCAUUUGUGAAGCCUUUGAGCAUCCAUCAUGAGAGUUAGUAAAUACCUUAUGUCCCUGAAGCUCUGUGGUACAAGGGGGAGCAAAUGAGGGAGGUUCUUGUGUCACAUGGAGUGAAAAGCACACACAUGCAUCUGUGAAUCUGUAUUGUUUCUCACUGGUCCCAGUCCCCUGUGUUGGGUUCUUGCUCACCAGCCCCUAACCCUGUGUAUUUGUACACGUUUUUGUACAAGCUUCGUUUACAAUGAAACAACCAGUGUCCAAGGUAGUUUUGAUUUUGCACUUUGGGUAGCAUCACAGAGCACAAGGCAGGGCAGUCUGUGAACCAUCUGGUUUUUAUUUUGUUCUUUUUUAAAGUUGUAUCCAAUAAAAAAAAUUACAUUGCAAACUCAA